Molecule: messenger RNA, 2538 nt
Organism: Pungitius pungitius (ninespine stickleback)
Lineage: Eukaryota; Metazoa; Chordata; Actinopteri; Perciformes; Gasterosteidae
Gene: comp
Product: cartilage oligomeric matrix protein
Exons: 19
Coding region: 68-2314 (748 amino acids)
Biological process (GO): cell adhesion
Cellular component (GO): extracellular region
Molecular function (GO): calcium ion binding
Source: RefSeq, a predicted model, not a curated record
GGUUAUAGUGCAGGAUCCAGGUUUGUCGGAGGAGCACUCAGUCCUGAGGCAGAGGAGAGGGAGGGAGAUGCUGUGGUUUCUGGUGCUGAUCUGUGUGCUCUGCAUGGGAGGACACACUGCAGCAGGACAAAGAGAUGGAGAAAUCAUCAGUCAGAUUAAAAUGACGAACAUGGCCCUGGCUGAGAUAAAAGAGCUUCUGUCCCAACAAAUAAAAGAGAUUGUGUUUCUGAAGAACUCAGUGAUGGAGUGUGAAGCUUGCGGUAUGGGAGGAAUCCAGCCCCGUCCCUCCUGUGUGCCCAACCCCUGCCACCCGGGGGUGAAGUGCAAGGAGACGCCUCAGGGUGUAAAGUGUGGGCUUUGCCCUGAGGGCAUGGAGGGCGACGGCACACACUGCACCGAUGUGGACGAGUGUACAGUGACGCCGUGUCACAUGGGCGUGCGUUGCAUUAACACCUCCCCGGGUUUCCGCUGUGGAUCCUGUCCUGCCGGAUACAUGGGCCCUCAGGUGCAGGGCUUCGGCCUCGCUUACGCCACCGCCAACAAACAGGUGUGCAAAGACAUCAAUGAGUGUGAAGGCCUCAACAAUGGAGGCUGUGUGGAGAACUCGGUCUGUAUGAACACCCCUGGCUCUUUCAGGUGCGGCCCCUGUAAGACGGGCUACGUUGGGGACCAGCGGCGCGGCUGUAAGCCGGAAAGGGCCUGCGGGAAUGGCCAGCCGAACCCCUGCCACGCCAGCGCUGAGUGCAUCGUCCAUCGAGAGGGUCGAAUCGAGUGUCAGUGUGGAGUCGGAUGGGCUGGCAACGGCUACCUGUGCGGUGCGGACAUUGACAUUGAUGGCUUCCCUGACGAGAAACUGUCCUGUCCUGAGAGGAGCUGUAACAAGGAUAAUUGUCUCACUGUUCCCAACUCUGGUCAAGAAGAUGCCGAUGGUGACGGAAUGGGAGACGCCUGUGAUGAGGAUGCAGAUGGGGACGGGAUCCUCAACAUGCAGGAUAACUGCGUGUUGGUGCCGAAUGUGGACCAGAGGAACAUAGAUGAGGACGACUUUGGCGACGCUUGCGACAACUGUCGCGCCGUCAAAAACAACGACCAAAAAGACACCGACGUGGACCAAUUCGGUGAUGAGUGUGAUGAAGAUCUUGAUGGGGAUGGAAUCCCAAAUCAACUGGAUAACUGCAAAAGGGUUCCCAACGCUGACCAGAAAGAUCGAGAUGGGGACAAAGUGGGAGACGCCUGCGACAGCUGCCCUUAUGUUCCAAACCCUGACCAGACGGACGUGGACAACGACUUGAUUGGCGACCCCUGUGACACCAACAAGGACAGUGACGGCGACGGCCACCAAGACUCCCGGGACAACUGCCCAGCCGUCAUCAACAGCUCCCAGCUGGACACCGACAAGGACGGCAAGGGAGACGAGUGUGACGAGGACGACGACGAUGACGGCGUCCCGGACCUGCUCCCCCCCGGCCCCGACAACUGCCGCCUGAUCCCCAACCCUCUGCAGGAAGACUCCAAUGGUGACGGUGUGGGAGACAUCUGCGAAAAGGACUUCGACAACGACACCAUCAUCGACACCAUCGACGUUUGCCCGGAGAACGCCGAAGUCACCCUCACCGACUUCAGGGAGUACCAGACUGUUGUUUUAGACCCGGAGGGAGACGCGCAGAUCGACCCCAACUGGGUGGUGCUGAACCAGGGAAGAGAGAUCGUCCAGACCAUGAACAGUGAUCCCGGGUUGGCUGUUGGGUACACGGCCUUCAGUGGUGUGGAUUUCGAAGGGACAUUUCACGUGAACACGGAAACGGACGACGACUACGCAGGGUUCAUCUUCGGGUACCAAGACAGCUCCAGCUUCUACGUGGUGAUGUGGAAGCAGGUGGAGCAGGUCUACUGGCGGCCGAACCCGCUCAGAGCCGUGGCAGAACCAGGCAUCCAACUGAAGGCCGUGAAGUCAGACACGGGACCCGGGGAAAACUUGAGGAACGCCCUGUGGCACACCGGCGACACCAGUGAGCAGGUCAAACUGCUGUGGAAAGAUGCCCGCAAUGUUGGCUGGAAGGACAAGACCUCGUACCGCUGGUUCCUUCAACACCGACCUGCCGACGGCUACAUCAGGGUUCGCUUCUACGAGGGUCCCAAGAUGGUGGCGGACACGGGCGUCGUCAUAGACUCCACCAUGAGAGGAGGUCGACUGGGGGUCUUCUGUUUCUCCCAGGAGAACAUUAUCUGGGCCAACCUGCGUUAUCGCUGCAAUGACACUCUUCCUGAGGACUUUGACACCUACAGAGCCCAGCAGGUCCGACUGGCCACCUGAUGACAACAAACUAGCCACAGGAAUCCUGGGAAACCCUUUACAGCAGCACAAAUGGGAUCAAAUCAUCCCUUUUCAAACAUUUAUAAAAAGUUUAAAAAUAUGUCAGAGGCGGUGACAUAACGCACAAUUAUGUUAUUAAGCCGUUACAAAAAGUAACAGACAUUACUGUCAUUUUGAGAGAAAAUGUUGUCUAUUGUAUUUUCAAAUGCCAAUCUGUACUUUGA